AUACCUUCAGAGUUAGUGGAUGCCUCCUCAUUGAAGAUCUUCACAUAAAGACAAGAUGAUAUCUUAUUAGGGUAUGUCCUGGGACCAGUGCAGGUAGGCUGCUGUCUCACCUCCCAGCUGGGAGAGUUCAAGACUAUAUGGCUGCAGGAAUGUUUAGAUUGGCUGUUUUUCUUGGGGUGACCACUGUCUUCUGCAUGGUGACUUCCCAACAUGGUUUGAUGGAUGAGAAGGAACGCCUGCCCUCGUUGACCUCAGUAGCAAUGUUGCCUCUCAUCCCUGGAAAUAACCUUGGUGAUUUCAGCAAAUAAGAAGAUCCAGAAUGCUUACUGACCCAUGACUCCCAACAGUAUGUCAGAAAAUGGCCUUCCAGCAUGGGACAAGCGGAAGCCUCCUCCGCCCCCUCCUGACCAAGACUACCCCUGGGGCCUCGUAGGAAUGUCCGAAGACUGCUUACACAGAAAGGGCCACUCAGAGAGCAGCAGUGGGCUGUUGAAGAGCGAGCCGCCACCACCGGCAUCCCGGCUCCAGACUACAGCAGCUUGGACUAGCUCAGUGUUCCACCUCGACCCGGGCGAGGCCCAUGAGCAGGGAGUGGCGAGCACCCAGGCCGACCCAACCGAAGAGAAGAAAUGUAAAGGGUACAUACCCAGUUACUUAGACAAGGACGAGCUAUGUGUAGUUUGUGGUGACAAAGCCACUGGUUAUCACUACCGGUGCAUCACUUGUGAAGGCUGCAAGGGUUUCUUUAGGAGAACCAUUCAGAAAAAUCUCCACCCAUCCUAUUCGUGUAAAUAUGAAGGAAAGUGUGUAAUAGACAAAGUCACUCGGAACCAGUGCCAGGAAUGUCGCUUCAAGAAAUGCAUCUAUGUUGGCAUGGCAACCGAUUUGGUAUUGGAUGACAGCAAACGGUUGGCAAAAAGGAAGCUGAUAGAAGAAAACCGAGAAAAGAGACGCCGAGAAGAACUGCAGAAAACCAUUGGGCACAAGCCAGAGCCGACAGACGAGGAAUGGGAGCUCAUCCGAGCGGUCACGGAAGCCCACGUGGCCACCAAUGCACAAGGCAGCCAUUGGAAGCAGAAGAGGAAAUUUCUGCCUGAAGAUAUUGGACAAGCUCCGAUAGUCAACGCCCCAGAAGGUGGAAAAGUGGACUUGGAAGCCUUCAGCCAGUUUACAAAAAUCAUCACACCAGCAAUUACGAGAGUGGUGGAUUUUGCCAAAAAGUUGCCUAUGUUUUGUGAGCUGCCAUGUGAAGAUCAGAUAAUCCUGCUGAAAGGCUGCUGUAUGGAGAUCAUGUCCCUCAGAGCAGCUGUGCGCUAUGACCCAGAGAGUGAGACUUUAACCUUAAAUGGGGAGAUGGCCGUGACCAGGGGCCAGCUGAAAAACGGAGGCCUUGGGGUGGUGUCUGAUGCCAUCUUUGACCUGGGCAUGUCACUGUCUUCUUUCAACCUGGAUGACACUGAAGUAGCCCUCCUUCAAGCAGUCCUGCUCAUGUCUUCAGACCGCCCAGGGCUUGCCAGCAUUGAGAGGAUAGAGAAAUGUCAGGAGGGUUUCCUGCUGGCCUUCGAACAUUAUAUCAAUUACCGCAAACACCACGUUGCACACUUUUGGCCAAAGCUGCUGAUGAAGGUGACGGACCUACGGAUGAUUGGCGCCUGCCACGCCAGCCGCUUCCUACACAUGAAGGUGGAGUGCCCCACAGAACUCUUUCCCCCUCUGUUCUUGGAAGUGUUCGAGGAUUAAGAAGGACUGGUUUGGUUCUCACAGUUCUGACAAUGCUACUUAUGGGGUGUCAUUCCAUUCCAUUGCCUAGCUCGUUUGUGUUUCUCUGUAUCUUGGGGGGAGGGAGGGAUUUUUGUUCUCGAUGUUGUUGG
Vombatus ursinus (common wombat) is the source of this 1871-nucleotide messenger RNA. RefSeq names its product thyroid hormone receptor beta (gene THRB). The transcript is spliced from 12 exons. Gene Ontology annotation, biological process: retinoic acid receptor signaling pathway; negative regulation of transcription by RNA polymerase II; thyroid hormone receptor signaling pathway. Gene Ontology annotation, molecular function: zinc ion binding; RNA polymerase II cis-regulatory region sequence-specific DNA binding; nuclear receptor activity. NCBI's taxonomy places the organism in Eukaryota, Metazoa, Chordata, Mammalia, Diprotodontia, Vombatidae. The record is from RefSeq and is a predicted model, not a curated record. The coding region runs from base 334 to 1740 and encodes 468 amino acids.